UCAGUCUGCUCUGACGGAGCCGAAGUACAGAAACCAUAUUUACAGGUACAUGUGACAGCGCUGCAGCGAUGAGUGGAAUUUUAAAGGGGAAGUUUGAAGAAAUUGACGGCUCCUCACUCUGCUCCUCUGUGCAGGAAUCAGAUGAUGAAGUUUUUAGCUGUGACACUGCUGACAGUGUUGAUAGUGUCUAUCCGUCCGCUUCUAAUCAUUUCACUGGAAAAAGUAAGGAGAUAUCAACAGACUGAAAAGAUGUUUUCAGAGGCAUAGAGUCUUCAGGAAGAUACUGGAGUUCAUGAGAUCUCAAGGUACAUGUGACAGCGCUGCAGCGAUGAGUGGAAUUUUAAAGAGGAAGUUUGAAGAAGUUGACGGCUCCUCACCCUGCUCCUCUGUGCGGGAAUCAGAUGAUGAAGUUUCCAGCAGUGAAAGCGCCGACAGCGGGGACAGUGUCAAUCCGUCCACUUCUAAUCAUUUUCCCCCUUCCUCCAUUCUCAAAAGGGAGAAGCGGCUGAGGACAAAGAAUGUGCAUUUUAGUUGUGUCACCGUGUACUACUUCACCAGGAGGCAAGGCUUCACGAGCGUGCCCAGUCAAGGGGGCAGCACCCUGGGCAUGUCCAGCCGCCAUAACAGCGUGCGCCAGUACACUCUUGGCGAAUUUGCGAGAGAGCAGGAGAGGCUCCACCGGGAGAUGUUGAGAGAACACCUCAGGGAGGAAAAACUGAACUCUUUAAAACUAAAGAUGACUAAGAAUGGCACAGUGGAAUCGGAAGAAGCUAGCACCCUUACAGUGGACGACAUUUCUGAUGAUGAUAUUGAUUUAGACAACACAGAGGUAGACGAGUACUUCUUUCUACAACCCCUGCCAACCAAAAAACGGAGAGCGCUGCUGCGGGCGUCCGGAGUGAAAAAAAUUGAUGUGGAAGAAAAGCACGAGCUGCGAGCCAUCCGCCUAUCGCGAGAGGACUGUGGCUGUGACUGCCGCGUGUUCUGUGAUCCAGAAACGUGUACCUGCAGCCUGGCAGGCAUUAAGUGUCAGGUGGAUCGAAUGUCUUUCCCAUGUGGCUGCACUAAAGAAGGAUGUAGUAACACAGCAGGUAGAAUUGAAUUUAAUCCUAUCCGUGUCCGGACUCACUUUUUGCACACAAUAAUGAAACUGGAACUGGAGAAAAACCGAGAGCAGCAAAUCCCCGCACUGAACGGCUGCCACAGUGAGAUAAGCGCUCACAGUAGUUCCAUGGGCCCUGUCGCUCACUCUGUAGAAUAUUCUAUCGCAGACAAUUUUGAGAUUGAAACUGAACCGCAGGCUGCUGUGCUGCACCUGCAGUCCGCUGAGGAAUUAGAUUGCCAAGGGGAGGAGGAGGAGGAGGAGGAGGAUGGGAGCAGCUUCUGCAGUGGAGUCACUGAUUCUAGCACGCAAAGCUUGGCACCUAGUGAGUCAGAUGAGGAGGAGGAAGAGGAAGAAGAAGAGGAGGAGGAGGAAGAGGAUGACGAUGAUGAGAAAGGGGACAGCUUCGUGGAAGGUUUGGGUACCCAUGCUGAAGUUGUCCCUCUUCCUUCCGUCCUUUGUUAUUCUGAUGGCACCGCCGUUCAUGAAAGCCACACGAAAAAUGCUCCUUUUUAUGCCAACUCUUCAACUCUGUAUUACCAAAUAGAUAGCCACAUUCCAGGAACUCCUAACCAGAUCUCUGAGAACUACUCUGAAAGAGAUACUGUCAAAAAUGGUACCCUCUCGCUGGUGCCUUACACCAUGACCCCGGAGCAGUUUGUUGACUAUGCCCGACAAGCAGAAGAAGCCUACGGCACCUCCCACUACCCAGCUGCCAACCCCUCGGUCAUCGUUUGCUGCUCCUCUUCAGAAAAUGACAGCGGUGUGCCCUGCAAUAGCUUAUAUCCCGAACAUAGGUCCAAUCAUCCUCAAGUCGAAUUUCACUCAUACUUGAAAGGUCCCUCCCAGGAAGGGUUUGUCUCUACAUUGAAUGGUGACAGUCACAUUUCAGAGCAUCCUGCUGAAAAUUCUGUGAGCCUUGCAGAAAAGAGCAGAUUGCACGAAGAGUGCAUCAAAUCACCCGUGGUUGAGACCGUCCCUGUUUAGUAGCUUAAGUUAUUCUAGGACCAAGUCUUCUCCUAUUUAAAGCACUGUAUUUAAUUGGAUUUCCUGGGCUCAUGGUUGUUUAAACUAAGGACCGAGAAAACUUGGACUGUGGUGAAUCUUCCAGACUGUAUUUUGUUUUCUCCUUUCUAGCUAUGUGACUGUGGCAUUGUACAAAUACAGUCUCUAUGAGGAUUUUAAAAGAUUUCAGACUGUUUUGAUAGAAAAUGCUAAUUUUAAAAAAGCAUAUCUCACAGUUGCCUACCUGUCAAACUGUGUGAAACCUGCCAAGCUGUGUAGAUCAGAGCUCCAAGUUUUGGAUUAUCGGGCCUGUGCAAGAUUGUUAACUAAGACUGGGAAAUAAUUAAGAUUUAGAGUCCUAAUUUUCGAUAUAUCUGAAGAUGAUGGUGACUUUUUAAUGUAAAAGUAAUUAUUGUAAGAAAAAGAUUGAAUUGUUUCAGGUGUAUUUUAUUUAUGGUAGUUAGAAGUCAUGUUUUGAUGAAAAUGAACAGCAGCAUGUUCUUUUAAGCUGAAGAUGCAUAGUUAGUACCACCGAGCAUGCCCACAUGGAUUGCAUCUGGAAUCCAUUCACGUUUUUAUGAUCAUGACUGAUCAGAUUUGCAAAUACUUUCUUAAGGGUGAAAUAGGCCUAUUUUUGCUAUUUUGGACAAAUAAAUGAGUCUAUAUGUGCAGGUCCUUACACAGUUUUCUCUAAAGUUAAGAGUUAGGACAAUCCUCUGGCGAGGGUCUAGUUCAUUGCCCUCCCUCAGCUGACUCCAGAGAUGGAGGUAGAAGGAAUUGCCUUUCUUUUUUAGACAGCAUCAUCUUGGUUCUUAGCUUGGACAGCACCUUUAAACUCUACUCCCCUACAUCAAAAUGCACUUUAGUGCCCCUUCAUGGUACCUUGUGAGGGGUGGGGACUGAGAACUCUUUGAGAUGAAAAAUUAAAAACAAUUUUUUUAAUCUGUAACUAUAUAAGGUUCAUAUAAUUAAUAUAGAGGAAUCAUCCAAUGAUACUUUAUGAAGGAAAAAUGACCUAUUUUCCUUCGCCACUCUGACGACCUAACUCAGUAAAAGCAGAGGAGGCUGAGGAAACGUGGAAGAAACACAUCCUCGGCGACCAGCCUUUUCUACAGCGUGAUCAAUCCAUCUCUACGAAGUGAGUGUAUAAUGAGAUUCCCAUUUAGUGACCAGCUGAUUGAAGGGAGGCCUCUACCCAAAUACUCUGCUAGGCCUUACUUUUCUGAAGCAUUUUGAUUUCCCUUGCCUGGGACAAUUAGCAGAACAGUCCAGAAUGCAUUGAAUAUUUUCUAAUUACCUCACGUUCUCUUAUUAAAGGGGACAGAUAGAAAUAAAACAUGCACUCCCCACCUUUAGAUUCUCUGCACUUGGUUCGUCGGAGGACUUCUAAGAUCCCGUUUUCCUGUAAAUUAAUUUAGGUAACUAAAUGGUGUGUUCUACCUUUUUUUUUAAUGCAAUAUGACUAUGCUAAAUCUGUUUCACAUUUUUGACCUUCUACUGUUAUAUCAUUUCAUGUCUUAUGCCUCUUUGAAACGUGGACAUGCCUUGCUAUUCAGUGACUGCAUCGCGACUUAUUUUUUAUGUCUUUUAGCCUUGGAUGUUUAGAAAUAUGGAUAUAAAUAUAUUGUAGAUCUCAGUUCCUUAAAAGAAUACUAUUUUAUUUAAUUGUACUUAAAAGCUUUGAUCUAGAGAAAGUCCUCCAAUGGAAAAGUUUCUACUAAAACUUGAUUUGGGGAAAACAUGUUUACUUGACAGCUCUUCCACUGUGCAGUUGGUUCCUAGGAGCCCUUUCUCUGUCCUACCACUGGGCCAAAUUUAUAACCAUUAAUAUUAACAUUAAAGGAGCUUUGGGUUUGUCCUUAUGGAGGUGGUAGUAAUGGGGGCAAGGAUGUUCCCUUUGAAUGAUAAGCCCUUUGGACUAACCAGAUUGGGAUUUUGCUCAAAUCUCAAUAGUAUAUCCCAUGUUGUCUACAAAGCUACAGUUUUUAGUGCUUGAUCUCCAAAUUUCUUUCCCCUACCAAUAUAAUCUAAAGAGCACAGGCCCAAAGAGAAAAUGACAAGAGGCUAUUGUUCCUUCAUUCAAGCACGUGAAAGAAUCGUGUGCGCCAUAUUUGCUAGACCAUUACAAGCCCUUGAAGUAUUUACAUGUGAAGCACUCAGCUUAUUCUUGAAACACAGAGUGUGGCAGAGUGGGGAAGAGAUGACUCUGGCUGGGGUAGAGUUGAAGGGCAGAAUGUCAGUCCAGUUUCUGAAAGGAUAGAUAUUUAAUUUAGUUCAGCUUUAUUUUCACAAGAAGGUUGACACCUAUUUGUUUACGUUUGGCUGGGUAUCUGUUUUGUAGCUUCAUUUCCAAAGGGAUGCUUAACCUACAAACAGGCAAACAAAAAACCAGAGCUUUUUCCCCUUUCUGUCCAAUUGGGGUUGAAAGUCACUGCUACACAGAAGGACUAAACUUCCAACCGUGACAGCUUCCAUUCCAAAUUUUCCUGUGCGUAACCUAACCCCUAAACAUCUCCUACAAUCUACAUACACAGAUUACCUAUGAAAACACCCCUACUUCCCCCACCCCAACACACACACACACAAAAUAGAUGUAUACCACACACUGGAGAAUGACAGAUUUUAGGCAAUGGCCAAUGAGUACUGAAUUUUUCCCACCAUAGAAUCUGGUUGGGUUUUAUGAUCUAAAAACGUGGUCUAGAAAAGAGGAUAAUUUUUAUAGAAAUAGUUUGAAAAUAUUGGGUCAAAGUUGCAAAUAAUACUAGUGAUGGAGUCAUUUUCAUUGUUACUUCCUUUCCCAGAAAAGCUGAGAGAACACAGUGUUCUAUCUGACUUUUUUUUUUUUCCAUUAAUAGCCCUUUAUUCAACAAAAACUGCCCACAUGCCAGGAAAGCGCUACAGUUUUUCUAAGCUUUUUAAAAUGGGGAUCAAGCUAGAUGCAGCUAGUUGGGGUAUUUAAGAUCUUUAUGCCAAGACACAAUAACCUGACCUGCAGCUGUUCUAUUGCCCCCAUAGUACAUCUAACCAAAUUAUAGUCUUUUUUUGACACAGCUUUUCAGUCAUUCACUGUCAAUGGCAAAGCUUCUUGCCUUGGUGCCUGUUGUUUUAGCACCAGCCCUAUACCUUUUAUUGGGGCUUAAUUCCCAGUUAUAAUCCAGGCCAAAUUGAUUUGCAAGUCAAGUGGCUGAAGCAGCUUGCAUUUCCUUUGUCAUUCUAGGUUUCUUUUGAGAGAAGGAAGUCAAUGAAAUACAUUUACUUAAGUUUUUUCUCUGUCUCUUGAUCAUUGAUUAUUAAGGCACAAGUAACUUAAAGUCUGUUUGUCUCAUGUCUUUUGGUUAAUUGAAUGGUAUAGUUACUUUUUGAAAGCCAAUCUUUUCUUUGUGAUGAAACUAUAUUUUUCCCAGUGUGCCAGACACAUAUAAAAUGUGAAAUUAAUAUUUGAGUGAUAAAAUAUUCACAAUCAUAUGUGGCCCAGCAAUACCCCCCCCAGAAGAAAAAACUAUGAGUUGCAGAAACACUGGACACAAAUUAAUAAAGAAGCAAAGAGAUUAUAAGUGAUUAUGUUCUUUAAAAUUUUACAUUCUAACAGAUGACUUCUAGAUUCUGAUUUGGUUAUCAUUCAACAGGAAAAUAUAUGAUGAUUUAUUUCCUAUAAAUUGAUAUAUCACUGGUUUUUUGAUUAAACUUCUGAUAUUGUUGUACAAGUUUAUAACCCUUUUGAUAUUUAGAAUUUAUUAAGUAUCCAUACUUUCAACAAAUAUUUAUUGAACACCUACUGUGUUAGAGGAAAAAAGAGUUCGUGGUAAAAAGAGUGGGGGAAACACUAGAAAUUCUAAGGGAUUAUGAUGAUGAUGAAGAGUGGCAUGAAAUAAUCAAUCAAGCCUCAUCAUAAUCCUUUUAAUUUGUGAUUUUAUAAAUUGGUAUUAGAAAAAUGAUGUCAAUUCUUGUCUAAUUAUAUGCAAACUGCAACUAAAAGGAUAUUCUUUUUCCAAAAUUAAUGGAACUCACUGGAUCAUCCUUGCCUCAACCCCUAUCUGAAAUUUGUGAAUUAAAUCUAGACUCAGCUAGAACUGGAUUGAAUGAAAGAGAGAUAUUCAGCUAAUUGCUUUUCAGUGUUAUAUUUUUAUAAGUGAUGCUAAACUUACACCAGCAAACUCCUACCAGACAGUUUCAAAGGCAGGUUGACUCAUGCAUAGCCCAGGAAACCUUUGAAACAACAGUGUGGAACACAAUAACUCUUACUUCUAUUUAUAAAUAGCCUAUCAAAAUAGCAAAACCCUAGUUCCAAGUUCCAAAGGCAUUACCUGGCAACCUGUAGAAAACAGAGAGGUCGUUUGGCCCCCUCACUCUUAGCUGGAGUUACAAACCAUUAGCAGGUGGAAAGCUGACAUCCUCAGAAGUCAACCAGAGACUGCCUUUUAAAAAGAUGCCAUAAAGCCUUCCAUUUCUCCAAAUAUGACUUAAUCUUUCUCUUUAAAAUGGCAUCUGCUCCUAUUCUCUCUCAGAUUUGAGAGUGUCAUUAUUGAAGUCAGUGUAUAAAAUACCAACCUUAAAUGGGAAGUACCUUCAUGCUUUCAAACUCAAGACUUGACUGUAAUUUGAAACUGGAACUAUCUGUGUAUCCUUACCACAACCAACACCAAAAGUUUAAAGCCUUAAUCACUCUUAGCUGUAACACAAAUUUGUGACUACAGAUUACUGUAUUCUUUCUGAGAUCUGCUAACUUGUGCUCAAGUAACUUAAAUAUUUAAGCCAAAUGCCACAGCUUUGCACAAAUAGGACAGCUUGUCAGAUGUUUUCUGUAGCAUUAAAGAAUUUAACUGACUUAAUUUAACUGAACAUCAGCAAUUUGAAAAUUUACUAGAAUUAUGGAAGUGUCACGUGGAGUGAGGAUGAAAUAUAAGCUUAAUAAUUGGUGGUCUCUCCUA
Molecule: messenger RNA, 7035 nt
Organism: Diceros bicornis minor
Lineage: Eukaryota; Metazoa; Chordata; Mammalia; Perissodactyla; Rhinocerotidae
Gene: CSRNP3
Product: cysteine and serine rich nuclear protein 3
Exons: 7
Coding region: 293-2089 (598 amino acids)
Biological process (GO): regulation of transcription by RNA polymerase II
Cellular component (GO): nucleus
Molecular function (GO): DNA-binding transcription factor activity, RNA polymerase II-specific; sequence-specific DNA binding
Source: RefSeq, a predicted model, not a curated record